GACGGGCGUUCGACGAACUCCAGCGUUUUAUUCUCACGCGAUGAGAUAGCCACAUCCAGCGCCUCCCAUAGGCGAUCGAUAGACAGCUCGGGCAGUAUAUUGCUAUCACUUGAUCACACGGAAACCCGGCAGCGAAGAUGAAGCGUCCCCGUCUUCCACUUCCACUCUUGCUCCUGCUAUGCGUCUUCUUAGCUUGCACCUUCGCGCAAGACAUUGCCGAGACGACCGAUGUCGACGAGAAGCCCCCGGCCUUCGAACGAGCCCAACCACUGAGCGACUAUGCCGAACCCACGUCAAUGGGAACAGGAGGAGCAACAGAGCAACCGAAAGAGCAACAGCAGCCCGGCUAUGAGGUACGCAGCGAGGUAGUCGAGGCCAUUUCACUCCUUCGAAAGGUCAAGCCUCCAACGGGCUCGAAGCUGCAGCGGUUCGUGAGCAAGCCCAAGGGCAUCUUCGGCAACGCUGUCUACUAUGCCAAAGAGGCCUUCGUUCUCCUCUUCAUGAACGCGCCCAAGCAGACCAAUCUCGUUGCAACAGCCACAGAGGACCAGCCGGUCAAGCUCGCUCCGCCACUUUCACGCGCCGUCAAGCUCCUCGAAGAAGCUGCCAACGAGAACGAUGCCGAUGCGAUCUACCUGCUCGCCGACCUCCACUUCCACGGCAAUCACUCCCACCCGAUCAACUAUGAUGUUGCCAUGAAGAGGUAUCAACAGCUGGCAGAUCUCAACGGGAACAGCACCGCCCAGUACAUGGUCGCCUUCAUUUACGCAACUGGCCUGGCGCCUUCGGUACCAGUAGACCAAGCAAAAAGCAUGCUGUACCACACGUUCGCUGCAGAGCAGGGGAACACGCGGUCACAGAUGACCUUGGGGUAUCGACACAUGUCUGGCAUUGCGACGCCUAAGAACUGUGAAGAGGCGGUGCACUGGUACAAGCAGGUGGCAGACACGGCCAUCUCCUAUUACCGGUCCGGACCUCCCGGUGGCCACUCUUUGGUGAGGGAUGCUUGGAGAAUUGCGGACGAGGAAGGCGGCGUGUAUGGAGAAGGUGCCAGCGUCGCGUCGGCCGGACCGAACGCCCGACAGGGUGGUCCGACGAGUGAUGCUUAUGCCGAUGUGGAAGACGUGCUCGAAUACCUGCAUCUGCAGUCCUCCAAAGGUGACCUCAAGGCGACAUUCGGACUUGCUAGAAUUCAUUAUGACGGCACGCGAGGUCUCAAGCGCGACACGAAGGUGGCCAAGCACUACUUUAUGGAAGUGGCACGAGAGUACUGGUCAUCCAACAACAAAGUGAAGAAGGAUGCACCCCAUAGCACGGAGCGGCUGGCAAGCAAAUCCGCUGGCUACCUGGGCCGCAUGUUCCUCCGUGGCGAGGGCACCAAGCAGGACUUUGCCAAAGCCAAGAUCUGGUUUAAUCGCGGCAUUGCCAACGGCGAUGCGCUCUGCCAGUACAGCUUGGGAUUAAUGUACCUCCAUGGCUAUGGUGUGGACCGCAAUGUCGUCAGAGCCGCGGAGCUCUUCGCCGCUGCAGCUGACCAGGACUUGGCUGUUGCACAAACGCAUCUUGGCACCCUCUUUCUCGAUCAGGGCGACACGGUCACCGCGGCAAAGUACUUUGAGUUGGCCGCGAGAAACAGUCACAUUGAGGCCUUUUACUACCUUGCUGAGAUGAGUCAGAAAGGCAUUGGCCGGGACAAGUCCUGCGGGACUGCUGCAGCCUAUUACAAGAUAGUAGUUGAAAAGGCAGAAGCAAUCUGGAGUGGCUUGAGUGAGGCUGUCGAAGCGUAUGACGAUGGGGAGCCGAGCAAGGCUUUCAUUCCCUACCUGAUGGCGGCAGAGCAAGGCUCUGAGAAUGCCCAGGCGAAUGUUGCAUGGCUGCUGGACCAGUUUCAGUCGAAGCCGACGUGGAGCCCGUUCAACUGGCUAUCAUCGACUGCGAGUAGCACGAAGAGCUCUCUCGGAGAUGCCGCGCUGGCGCUGGUACACUGGACGAGGUCCGCCAAGCAGCAGAACAUUGAUGCUCUCGUCAAGAUGGGCGACUAUUACCUCGCCGGACUGGGUACUGCUGCUUCAGCCGAACAUGCCGCGCAAUGCUACCAAUCCGCUGCAGAAACAUUGCAAUCUGCACAAGCCAUGUGGAACCUGGGAUGGAUGCAUGAAAAUGGGAUUGGCAUCGAGCAAGACUUCCACCUGGCCAAGCGCUUUUACGAUCAAGCUCUGGGCACUAAUAACGAAGCUUAUUUACCCGUCAAACUCAGCUUGUUCAAGUUGCGAUGGCGAUCAUGGUGGAAUGCAGUCACUCGUGGAGGCGUACAUGGUAUUGAAGAUGAAGCGCCUACGAAGAAGCGGAGAGAUCUUGCGGAGUGGGUUCGAGACUUUUUGGAAGCGGAUGCACAGUACUAUCAAGAUCAAGACGGAUAUGAAGCUGAUGACUGGGACGGCACCGAGCCGAUGCCGGGAGGCGACUGGGAUGGCGAUGGUGAGAUUGACGAAGAGGUCCUGGAGACCCUCCUGAUUGGUGGUCUUCUCGCCGCGUUGGCCGGGCUGUUCUGGUAUCGUCAGCAGCGUGCGAGAGAGGUUGAACGCAGAAGGAUGAAUUUGCUGCAACAUCAGCAGCAGCAGCAGAGGGAUCAAGCACAGCAACCACCGCCACCGCAGCAAGAUCAGCAGCAGCAGCAGCAUGAGGAGGAGGAGGACGAUGACGAUGAUGGAGGCUUAUUUCCGCCACCUGACGAUCCGAACUGGAACAAUUGGGUUGCGGGAGGUAUCGGACAUUGACAUUAGCGUUGAUAUGUGUAUCAUUUGCGUAGCGACUCAAGGUACAUGUAGGUGUAUGAUGAGCUACUUGUACAGUGAUGAAGCAAUCGAUCAAUUAAACAAGCACCACAAUCUUACCGCCCGCUGUCCCCUCCUCCAUCAUCCGAUGCGCUUCCACAAUCUCCUCGAAUCGAAAAACCUUGCCCAUAGGAAUCCGAAGUUCGCCUGUGGAAAUCUGCUCCAUCAUUUCUUGCAAGGGUGUCUGCAUGAAUUCUUCCGUGCCUCCGCUGUAGGUGGUGAGAUGAACUGAGGUGGGGAUGCUGGCCAUGGGUUCGAAGUUGGAGAAGGUCCAUUUGUUGCCGACCAUUCCUGCGAUGCAAACAACCCCAUUCGGCUUCACACACCUCAACGAAUCCUCCGCCGUCGUCGUCCCCACCAAUUCCAACACCUUAUCCACCCCUCCCACCCUCUCCCACACCUCUUUCGCAAUCUCCCCCUCAUCCACAAUCACCGUCGUCACCCCAUGUUCCUCCAACAACCCCCUUCUCGCCCCAUUCCUCGUCGUACUCACCACCUCCUCAAUCCCACCAAAUUUCCUCGCAAUCGCCGCUGCAGCUAAUCCCACGGAUGUCGUUCCUCCUCGAAUUAAUAAUUUCUCGCCCGCCUGGAUUCGCAACGCAAGGAAUAAACUUCCCCACGCGGUUUGUAACAUUUCGGGAUAGCCUCCGAGGAUUUCCCAUGGUAAUAUAUUUUUUUGUUGUUGUUGUUGUUCGAUGUCACUAUGGCUACUAUACAAUUUCUGUACCUGCCUAGCAGGCACACAUGUAUACUCUGCAUAGCCUCCAUCAAACACUCGACCCAUGCCUCCCAUGGCUGUGGCGACUAUGUCUCCUUGUUGAAAUUGGGGGGGUUCUUUUUCUUCUUUUUCUUCUUCGUUGGCUGGUGGUGCAGAGGCUACGAUGCCUGUGGCUUCGAUUCCGAGAAUUCGGGGGAAUUGCACGGGACUGUGGCCUUGGCGGGUGAAGAGUUCGGAGCGGUUGAGGCCGAAGGCUUUGAUGCGGAUGAGGAUUUGGCCAGGUUGGGGGGUGGGGAUGGGGCGCUCUUCUAUCUUGAGCACUUCAGGCCCGCCGGGCUCAUGGAUUACAAUUGCUUUCAUCAUCUUCUUCGAUGGUUUGAUAGAUCUCGCCAAAG
Messenger RNA from Sphaerulina musiva SO2202, 3947 nucleotides. Its product is annotated as HCP-like protein. Gene Ontology annotation, cellular component: endoplasmic reticulum membrane. Gene Ontology annotation, molecular function: protein binding. Gene Ontology annotation, biological process: ERAD pathway. The coding region runs from base 138 to 2777 and encodes 879 amino acids. The transcript has 6 exons. NCBI's taxonomy places the organism in Eukaryota, Fungi, Ascomycota, Dothideomycetes, Mycosphaerellales, Mycosphaerellaceae. The record is from RefSeq and is a predicted model, not a curated record.